AUGCAGAGGGCCGCCAUCGGUCUGCCGUCGCCUGCUUACAAUGCAAGGCCAGAAAGGUUCGCUGCAGUGUUACAUCUACCGGCAAACCUUGCACCAGCUGUCGGCGAGAAGGUCUUGAUGCCAAUGGAUGCCAAGUUAUCCCAAGGAAGAAACACAUGUCUGUAUCCCAUUAGCAAAUACAGAAGAGAACUUCGACCAUUGCCCAGGACAGACGCCGCAAGCCCUCGAGAAAGUGAUGGCAUUCCUUCACAACCGCUAGAUUUUUGGGCACAAGGAAGCCUACCCCAAGGACAUGAUCUCGCUGUUCCUCAUGUUCCUCAGAACAUGGCUGAUGGUCUGCCCGGCCCUGAUAUACGACAGCUCCAGUCAACACAGUCAAGCGACAAUGCUACAGACGAAGGACACAAUCCAACCAGUUUCGCCGAAGCCUUGCAAGCUAAUAGUCCAUUCAACAACGAACGACUCUUUUAUUCAGGCGACCGACAAGGCCUGGUUCAUUCUGUCAUGGACAUCUGCUCGGGACAAAGACCCCAUACAGAACGUACCCUUUGGCCCUCGAUAAGAAGCCCCGAGCGCAAAAAGAAGUGGCACACUCACGACUGGACCUAUCUCCAGAGCAAAGGAGUCUUUGACCUCCCCAACACCUCACUCUGCGAAACUCUGGUCGCCAAAUACUUUACUCACGUCCAUUCCCUGCUUCCCAUCAUUGAUGCCAGCCAUUUCCUGUCACAAUUCACCCUUGGUGGCGCUCCAAGCACCAACCUUCUCUUGUUGUGGAGCGUCCUGCUGGCUGCGGCAAAUUUUGCCUCCCCCGAAACACUACAAGCAGCUGGGUAUUCAUCCCGGAAGGCUAUGAAACGUGCCAUGUAUGCUCGGGUCAAGGCAUUAUAUGACAGCGAUUACGAGGACGACAAGAUCUGCAUCGUCCAGUCUGUCAUCCUCCUGGGCUUCUGGUAUGCUGAUGCCGAAGACCGCAAUGGUCCCUGGCACUGGCUAGGCAUUGCCAUCGGUCUAUGUCAAGUCAUGGGUCUCCAUCGACGACCUCGUGUCUCACUGUCCAAUCCCUCGGCAAAAUCCCGUCAACGACUCUACCGCAGGAUCUGGUGGUCAUGCUUCAUCAGGGAUCGAUGGCUGUCCCUUGGUCUAGGAAGGCCUAUUCGCAUCAACCUCGAUGAUUGUGACGUCGAGAUGCCUGAUACCCUUGAUGUCACGGCGGAGCUCGAACAACUCGCUCCUGAGACCGCUAAUAGAUAUCUCCCAAAAUCGAUGGACCGACAUGCAGAAAUUUGGAUUAAGCUGAUCAAUCUGAGUCAUGUCCUAGGGAGAAUUAUAAGGAUGGAUUAUCGCUUGACCACCAACGACGACGCACGCGGCCAUGUUCAAGCAUUCGAAGCAGAAUUGAACGCCUGCCGACUUACGGUCAAUCAGUCAUUACACCAGGAAGCCUAUUCCAUUGCCCUGAAUCGGCUUCAGUAUGAGAUGCUUCUCGAGGCAACGGUCAUCGUUCUUUACCGCCCUGCAAUCAAUUUCCAAACAUGCCCAGAUGACUCUGACUCCAAACAGCCUGAGGAGCUGAAGGGCUUGCAUAACGCCCGCGCUGCGGCAGCCAGAGUAAAUCAUAUCAUAGAGAAGCUCGUUGAGUCUGACAUGGUGCACUACUUGCGGCCUAUGAACCUCACGGCGAUGAUUCCAGCCAUGCAGUUGCACUUGUAUGACUGCAAAUCCACCCGCCAACUUGUCCGGAAAUUUGCUCGUUCCAAACUUUCAGAAUGCAUGAUGAUUGUUUCCGAGCUACGCAACACUUAUUGGGGCGCAGACUUUACCUGGAGGCUGUUCGAAACGGCACAAGCGAUACUUGACAGUCAAAUCUCGGGAGAAGAGAGCCUUCCGGCAAGAGACGAACGAAGCAGCACGAUAAAUCUGCCCAAAGACUCUGAGGACGCUGCAUGUCAGGACCAAGGGCCAUUUUCAUUCGAUGACUUGUUUCUCGCAGAUGCGUCGAGCAUGUAUCUUGAUCAAGUCUACAAUGACCCUUUAUACUCGGAGAUACCAGAUCCGACAAUCGCGGACCCCUGGAGCCUCAACGAGCUCCAAAACAUGUUUGACAUGCCGCUGGCGACUGGCGACGCACGAUGA
Messenger RNA from Exophiala mesophila, 2136 nucleotides. RefSeq lists its product as uncharacterized. Gene Ontology annotation, molecular function: DNA binding; zinc ion binding. Gene Ontology annotation, biological process: DNA-templated transcription. Bases 1 to 2136 code for a protein of 711 amino acids. The transcript is spliced from 8 exons. Lineage: Eukaryota; Fungi; Ascomycota; Eurotiomycetes; Chaetothyriales; Herpotrichiellaceae. The record is from RefSeq and is a predicted model, not a curated record.